Hippocampus comes (tiger tail seahorse) is the source of this 1837-nucleotide messenger RNA. Its product is annotated as ATP-sensitive inward rectifier potassium channel 1-like. The record is from RefSeq and is a predicted model, not a curated record. Bases 190 to 1422 code for a protein of 410 amino acids. Gene Ontology annotation, biological process: potassium ion import across plasma membrane; regulation of monoatomic ion transmembrane transport. Lineage: Eukaryota; Metazoa; Chordata; Actinopteri; Syngnathiformes; Syngnathidae. The transcript has 2 exons. Gene Ontology annotation, cellular component: plasma membrane. Gene Ontology annotation, molecular function: ATP-activated inward rectifier potassium channel activity.
UGUACCGCAGGCCGCUUUCAGGGUCCCUGGUCGUCGUCGUCAAAUCGUUAAGUUCGCACGUUCGUCGUCUCGAUCAAGGCACGCGCGAGGACGUCACUUGCGGACGUCCAAAGACGAAGGCCUUCGCCGACGCCGAGGCGAUUCCCCCAAAGGCCGUCCUGACUUUUCACUGCACUUUUUGGCAUAAGAAUGAAAGUGUCGACACCGCCUCGCGGCUCCCAGCUCGUCCUUAUUCGUAUCAAGGGAGCGCGCAUGGCAGAUAUUUACAGGAUGUUCCAGCGGUUCCAGGGUCACAUCCAGCCAAAGGUGCACCCGGGUCGCAAAAGCCGUCUGGUGACCAAAGACGGCCGCUGCAACAUCGAGUUUGGCAAGAGGGAGCCCGGCAACCACCUGGCGUACCUGGUGGACAUGUGGACCACCUUUGUGGAGAUCCGUUGGCGCUUCGUGCUGCUUCUGUUCGUGGCGUCGUUCAUCGGGAGCUGGUUCAUCUUCAGCCUGCUGUGGUACUGGAUCGCCCGCAGCAACGGGGACAUGUCGGCGCCGCGGCGCACCAACCACACCAUGUGCAUCGCCAACGUCAACAGCCUGACCACCGCCUUCCUCUACUCCCUGGAGACGCAGACCACCAUCGGCUACGGCGGGCGGGCCCCGACGGGCCAGUGCGCCGGCACGGUGGCGGUCAUCAUCCUGCAGUCCAUGGUGGGCGUUUUCAUCAACAGCUUCAUGUGCGGGGUCAUCCUGGCCAAAAUCUCCCUGCCCAAGAGACGCGCCAAGACGGUGAGCUUCAGCGACACGGCCGUCAUCUGCCUGAAGAACGGCAAGCUCUGCCUCCAGAUCCGCGUGGCCAACCUCCGCAAGACGCUUCUGAUCGGCAGCCAGAUCUAUGGGAAGCUCCUGAAGACCACCACCACCUCCGACGGCGAGACGCUCAUCUUGGACCAGCUCGACAUCCACUUCACGGUGGACGCCGGCAAGGACAACCUCUUCUUCAUUUGCCCCCUGACGCUCUACCACGUGAUCGACCGGGCCAGCCCCUUCUACGAGAUCUCGGCCGACACGCUGCCCCAUCAGGACUUUGAGCUGGUGGUCUUCUUGGACGGCACGGCCGAGUCCACCAGUUCCGUCUGCCAGGUGCGGACCUCUUACACCCCCCAGGAGAUGCAGUGGGGGCACAGCUUCCUGCCCAUCAUCUCGCGAACCAAGACGGGCAAGUACUGCGUGGAUUUCUCCAACUUUUCCAAGAGCGUGCAGGUGGCAACGCCGCACUGCGCCCGCUGCUUUGAGGGCAAAGCGGACGCCGAGCUCCAGAUCCACAACCAACACAAGAAAGACAAUCGCAAGAACCAGCAGAAGAUUGGCAUCCACAACCUGGCCUUCCAGGGCACGGACGUUCACGACGCCGCAGACGUCACCAAGAUGUGAAGGCCUCAUCCUUCUCGCGUAUGGAGGAGGAAGCCCCCCCACACCCGCCCCAAAAAAAGCUACAGAAAAAUCUGCCCAGGGACCAUCUGGUCAGAUUUAGGACCAGGUCCGGGGUCAAACUCAACAGGCAGUUUCAUGUAACACGUGAACAUUCUUAUCCGUCACCCGAAAUCGUUCCAUCAAGUGACGAUUUUGCCAACUUGGUCCUGUUCCACAAGGAUUUGUUUGGAUUUAGAAUCUGGUCACGCAAGAUUUUUCGAGCCAAAUGUUUCACCUGAGAUAUUUAGCGUGACUGGUUCGGGCCGAACUCUGAAGGACGUUGAAAGUUCCUCAGCAAUGAAAAGGGGCAUUCAUCGUGAACGGCACAGCGGGUUCCUCCUGAGAAGAUUAACGUCUGAGUCGCUUUUAAUAAAAA